CUCUGUACAUACAAAAUAAAACACACACGAUCUCUCUCUCUCUCUCCGCGACCAUGAAAACAAACCAAGCGAAGCUCAAAACCACCACCCGUAGCCAGCUUUUCACAUGCGGAUUCUUCCGCCACUGCACACAAACCGCCCUCAGCCCCACCAGCAGCUCCACCGCCCCUCCCCUCCCUCCACCCCCUCCCCCUCCGCCGCCGCAGCCCGAAUCAUCCUCCUCUUCCUCCUCCAACACCUCCCAAAGCUUCACCCAGUGGCGCUUCCCUCUCUCCAACUCCCCCAUGCCCCGCCCCAAACCCGACCCGGAACCCGACCCCCUACCCGACCCGGACCCCGACGCCCCUCCGCUCACCGCCGCCGCCCUCGAGGACCUCUUCCGGGCCGCCGAGAUCCGGUUCGGGUCCGGGUCGGAUUCGGGUCGGGUCGGGGCGGUGCACCUGCUGGAGCGGUCGCUGGUGCCGAACCCGCGCUCGGCGGUGGAGGGGUGCUGCUGCCCGGCGGCGGUGGUGGGCGGGGUGGUGGCGUGCCUCCGCGAGGGGGUGGCGCGGAAGGCGGCGAGCAAGGUGCUGCUGGCGCUGUGCCUGGUGGAGGGGAACCGGCGCGCGGCGGUGGCGGCCGGGGCGGUGGCGGCGGUGGUGGAGGCGCUGGCGGACGCGGAGAGCGCCGUGGCGGAGCGCUCGAUGGCUGCGCUGGAGCUGCUGUGCACGACGGCGGAGGGGGCGGAGGAGGUGAGGGCCCACGCACUCGCCGUGCCGAUGAUGGUUCAGCUGAUGGGCGAGAUGGAAGGCGGCCGGGGUAAGGAGCACGCGAUCAGCGUGUUGGCGGUGAUCUACGGCGGAGCGGAGGAGGGAGCGGCGGCGGUGGCGCCGGCGGAGGAGGUGGCGCGUGCGGUGACGCUGGCGCUGCAGGGAGAGUGCAGCGCGAGGGCGAGGAGGAAGGGGGCCCAGCUGCUCAAGAUUCUGCACGACAACGGACAGCUGGAGAUGACUGACGAGGAGAGAUGAACGGCCAUCAUUUGUCUCUUUCGAUUUAUGUUUUCUUACAAUUCCAAUAAUUACUGUGCCCCACGUGAAUUAUUUUUUCCUUUUUUCUCAA
Messenger RNA from Salvia hispanica, 1098 nucleotides. Its product is annotated as ARM repeat superfamily protein. Lineage: Eukaryota; Viridiplantae; Streptophyta; Magnoliopsida; Lamiales; Lamiaceae. The record is from RefSeq and is a predicted model, not a curated record.